Periophthalmus magnuspinnatus is the source of this 2503-nucleotide messenger RNA. It is a transcript of the gene tlr1, whose product is annotated as toll-like receptor 1. Gene Ontology annotation, biological process: toll-like receptor signaling pathway; inflammatory response; immune response. The record is from RefSeq and is a predicted model, not a curated record. The transcript has 2 exons. Gene Ontology annotation, molecular function: protein binding; transmembrane signaling receptor activity. Bases 85 to 2475 code for a protein of 796 amino acids. Gene Ontology annotation, cellular component: membrane; extracellular matrix. Lineage: Eukaryota; Metazoa; Chordata; Actinopteri; Gobiiformes; Gobiidae.
AAAGUGCCUGGCAUUAUCAACAUACAGACUGCAUUUAGCACACAACCAGUUCUCAUAUCCAAGACAUUCACUGGUGGGAGAAACAUGUGGUACAUCACUGUACUCUUCUGUGCGGUUUCCAUGUUGGUAAAACUUCAUCACGGUGCUUCAAGUUCAGACCAAUUUGUGGAUCUCUCAAACAAAAACCUCUCCUUUGUCCCGAGAGACCUACCGCACACAGUUGAGUACUUAGACCUUUCCUGCAACCACAUCAGACAACUGCAUGGAGGAGAUUUCAGAGAUACUACACAGCUUAAGUUCCUGAACAUGUCAUGGAAUAUCUUGGAAACUAUUGAUCCAGAGGCAUUUAUGAACACAUUGUUGCUUCAAAAACUGGAUCUUUCUCACAACAAACUGACAAACCUAGAAGACCAGAAAUAUCUACAGCAUACUGGAAACCUCCUGGUACUACAUUUGGACCAAAACCAGUUUAUCAAUAUGACUCUUGGAGAGGAAUUUAGAGGGCUGAAGAAUUUGGAAAGACUGACUAUUGAAGCUAAGCAAAUUAGAAGAGAUGAUUUUAUGCACAUUUCAGAACUUAAAUUAGUGGAAAUGUUUCUGUAUGUUGGACAGGAAUUUGACUAUGAAGACAAAAGCUUACAAGAUGUUCAAAGUGAAAAACUUGAGAUAUCCUUCCUUAAAACUCAACAAAUUCAUCAUGAUUUGGUGUCUGAUGCCCUCUCUUUUUUUCACAGAGUGGAGUUGACAAAUGUGACACAAGGCUUUCAAAUAUUAAAUGAUAUAUUAAGCGCAACAAAACAAAUCUACACCACUUCUUUGUAUCUUUCAAAUUUUGUGAUUAAGUGGAAAGACUUCACCAACUAUGUGAAUGCUGUCUUGCAAACAUCAACUUUACAUGUUACCUUCUCUGAUGUUGCAUUAACAGAUUUGCCUCAAUCGGACACUCCAGUGAUAAAUGUAUCCAAUGUUAGAACCAUGUCAGGUAGAAGAGCAGAGGUGAGGUCCGUCUUUUUCUCACAAGAUGCAGUUUACAACUUUUUAAUCAACAUUCCUGUCCUCAAACUGGAAAUCGUUGAGACUUCAAUCAUUCAUAUGACAUGCCCCAAGUCACCAAGUCCAAUCCAGCAUCUCAACUUCUCCUACUGUGCUCUGUCAGACAGUAUAUUUUACAGAGUCGUUGAUGAAAAAAUCAUUGAGUGCAAGAAUUUGAGAAAUGUAAAAACACUGAAUUUAGUUGACAACAAUUUAAAAAAUUUCCAGAUAAUUAGCAAACGCAUACAAUAUAUGAUUUCACUAGAGAAACUAGAUGUUAGCCAGAACUCUUUGGUCUAUGAUGGAUUUGAGGAGUGUCUCUGGUCUCCAAAUAUCACUACUAUGAUCCUGUCUUCCAACAGUCUGACUGAGAAUGUAUUCAAUUGUAUGCCAAAACACAUAAAGAUUAUAGACCUGGAAAAUAAUCAGGUUUCUGUGGUGCCCUCAACAGUUAUAAAAUUUCAAAAUCUUGUAUCUAUAAACCUCAAUAGCAAUAGGCUGCGUGACUUACCCGUAUGCAAGGGAUUCCCUAUGCUGAAUACACUUCUUCUUAAGUCAAAUUCACUGCAUGCCCCAUCUGUACAGAAACUGGAAAGCUGUCCACUGUUAAACAUCUUAGACAUUAGUCAUAACCCCUUCACUUGCAUUUGUUCUUUGCGUCAAUUCAGAAACCUUGGGAUGAAAUCUGAAAGAAACGGAACAAAAGUAAACAUCUUAAACUGGCCAUCAGGCUACUACUGUCUGUAUCCUGAAAAACUGAGAAACACCACACUGAGAGAUGCAUCAAUACCUGAAAUUUCUUGCAACACCGGCCUCCUAGCUGCUACCAUAUUAUGCCCGGCUAUCUUCACAAUUAUAGCAAUAGUGGUUGCAUGCCACCAUUUUGAUGUGCCCUGGUAUAUGGGGAUGAUAUUACAGUGGACAAGAGCGAAGCAUAGAGCAAGAAGACAGAAUAUACCAAUAGAGGACCUAGUGGGUGUUGAAUUUCAUGCUUUUGCUUCUUUCAGUCAACAUAAUGCAGAAUGGGUACACGACUCAAUGCUUCCUAAUCUGUCAGAGUUAAGAAUUUGCCAUCAUGAGAAACAUUUUAUGCCAGGGAGAACAAUUAUUGACAAUAUCAUGAACUGUGUGCAAAAAAGCCGAAGAUCAGUUUUUGUUCUUUCUGCUCAUUUUGUGAAGAGUGAGUGGUGCCAUUAUGAACUGUACUUUGCAACACACCAGAGACAAGCACGUGGACCGGACAGUGUUGUAUUGGUUUUGCUGGAGCCCUUGCCGGAAUAUCUGAUACCAUCCAAGUACCACCAGCUGAAGUCCAUGAUGAGAAGACACACCUACUUAGAGUGGCCACAGGAGAAGGCCAAGCAGAGGCUGUUUUGGGCCAAUCUUCGAGCAGCAUUGCAGUCAAAUAUACCCAGCGCACCUGCUACAGAACUUGAGGAGUGACUUGGAGAGUAAAAAAAUAGAUAAAUAA